CGAAGAAGGAAAAACUCCGCUGGCUCGCGAUGUCUGGCAGGGAUCGAACACAUGGGCUGCAGUCAGCAGGGGGAGCUGUGAGCUCCUGGAGUUGGCGAAGCUGAUGAAGGAGCAGUAGACGGCGAUCCAGGCGCACCACUUCAACUACAAAACAAAAGCAACAUUUCAUUGGCUCUUGGCACGCCAUGGAGGCAUUGGCACGAUCUGUUGUCUUGCAUUCACCAACAUUCUGUGCGUCUGCGUUUCUGUGUCUAUGUGGACGUUUGUGUUUGUCUCUCUCUGUGUGCUUGUGUGUUUAUGUGCAUGAAUGCGUCGUGUGUGUGUCUGUCACUGUAUGUGCAUGCCUGCAAGUGUGUCUUGUUUGUGUGCAUAUAGCUGUGUAAUGUGUGACUGUCUGAGUGUUCCUGCAUUGUGUGCGCGUGUCUGUAUUCAUGUGUCUGUGAGUGUCAAUGUGGGUAUUUACGCAUAGCUGAGUGUGUGUGUGUGUGUCUGUGUGGGUGCACAGUGUUGUGUGUUUGUGCAAGUGUAGCUGUGUGUAUCAGAGUGUGUGUGGUUGUCUGUGCCUGUGUCUUAAGUGUAUGUAUGUAUUUGUGAUUGCGUGUGUGUAUCUGACUAUGGUUUGUGUGACCGUGAGUGUGCGUCUAUGUGUGUAUCUGAAUUUGUGUCUUGUCUGUGUCCACAUCUUUUGUGCAUGUGUCACCUUGAGCAUCAGCCCACACAUGCUGAAGAUCAUGCCCAGCAGGUUCAUGUAGUCUGGCGUGGGGUCCUCCAGUGUGGGGUUGGUCUCCGUGGUGGGGGGCUUGUACCUGCCACAGGAAUUUAACUGUGUCAUGUGUUCAUGCUGCCAUUUUCUGAUACAUUCGUUCCCCACAUGAUGUCAGCUGACAGCUUUAAUCGCUUUACGACGAGCUCAGUUUGCCACCGUUAGCAUUUAAGCUAUCAGGCAAGCGGUGAGAGCCUACAAAACCACCAAGAAACUCACCGUAGUAUCUUGUUUUGUCUCCUGGGAUCCGACAUGUUGUUGGAGGACAUAUUAGUUACAAUAAAUGUGCUACUUCGGUGAAAAUAACGAUUGUUUCAGGUUGCUUGAUAGUGACUGAAAUUCAGUUGCUCGUACAUGACUAGUGAAUGGACUUCAAGUGGGAGGGAUUUCCUUUGUUCUUCAAAAUGAAAGCAUACACCGCUAACAGAAUCAACAUUCAAAUGGGAAGAAAUAUUGUGACCUCUUAUUUUGAAAAGUACUCAAACAUCUCACGAAGCCGAAAUGACGUACCUUGAUUUCCUCUUCAACCGCGGAAGUAGUACUAAUGGCCGCACAAACAUGGCUUUAUGCAGAAAAUUGAACGGACUAAUGGAUACAUCGCUAAUAUUAAGGUGCAUUGAUUCAAAGUAGCAGUAUAUGACCACGUAGUUUUAACGUUAAAAACCAUAGCCAGCAGGCAGUAAAUUCUAGGAGAUAAGAAAGUGUAAAUCUUCAAGAGCAGCGAGAUUCAAUUUGUCACCUCUCCAGUUCCGACUUUUGACAGGUUGAAUGCACCAUGUCGUUUCCUCUCCCCAAACCUCAGACUCCUCAGCUUCCUCAACAUCUUCUCCGCACCAUCGACUGUCAACAAGGAGCCGUCAGAGCAGUGCGCUUCAAUGUGGAUGGUCAGUACCUGCUCUCCUGCGGUGGUGACAAGUCUCUGAAGCUCUGGAGCGGCAGCCGAGGGACGCUGCUCAAGACGUACAGCGGCCACGGAUAUGAGGUUCUGGAUGCUGACGGGUCAUUUGACAACAGUAAUAUCUGCUCGUGCAGUUCUGACAAGACUGUGAUCCUGUGGGACGUGGCCACGGGUCAGGUGGCUCGAAAACUACGUGGACACGCCGGGAAAGUCAACUGUGUGCAGUUCAACGAAGAGGCCACCGUCAUUCUGUCUGGCUCCUUAGACGGGACGGUGCGCUGCUGGGACACCAGGUCCCGUAAGAACGAACCCAUCCAAGUUUUGGACGAGGCCCGGGACAGCGUCAGUAGCCUGAAGGUGUCCAAACACGAGGUCCUCACCGGGUCUGUGGACGGCCAAGUGAGACGUUACGACCUGAGGAUGGGACAGCUUCACGUGGACUUCCUCAACAGUCCCAUCACAUGUGUAUGCUUCAGUCAGGAUGGCCAGUGCACGCUCAGCUCCAGUCUGGACUCCACAGUCAGAUUGCUGGAUAAGAGCACGGGAGAAAUGCUGGGAGAGUACACUGGACACACGAUGAAGGGAUACAAGCUUGAGUGCUGUCUGUCCAGCAAAGACACUCACGUGCUGAGCUGCUCUGAGGAUGGACAUGUCUACUUCUGGGACUUGGUGGAGGGUUGUUUGUCGAUGAAGCUUCCUGUGGGCAAAGCUGUGGUCCAGUCUUUGUCCUUCCACCCUACGCAGACGCGCCUCCUCACCGCCAGCGAGGGCCGCGUACAAGUGUGGGCGGCCGAGCUGGAAGAUCCUGAUGAAAAUGACAAUGACAAUGUCACCAUGGCAACGUGAUUUGCCGCUUUAAAGCAUCUGGACAUUUGCAUUUAUUUUUGUGAAACAGGAUCACUGCUAAGUGAACCAUGAUGAGCCACAAUGGCAGCUUAGCACAGAUGCUAACAUAGUAGAAGCUUUAUCUGAAAGAUCAAAGAAGACUUGGUGGAAACUUUAACGUUGUUCUACUCGAUCUGAUUGGACGCUCAUGGAUCACAUUGUACACACUUCGUCCAAUGACAAUUAUUAUUAUUAUUAUUUUUUUUUUUUAAGUACCUGCCUUACAAAACAUUUUCUGUUGACUAAUGUGAUGUCUAAGUAACCUUCCAUUAAAUCAGCUCCC
This is a messenger RNA of Phycodurus eques (leafy seadragon), 2829 nucleotides long. RefSeq names its product WD repeat domain containing 83 (gene wdr83). The transcript has 11 exons. Gene Ontology annotation, biological process: mRNA splicing, via spliceosome. Bases 1539 to 2507 code for a protein of 322 amino acids. Gene Ontology annotation, cellular component: catalytic step 2 spliceosome. The record is from RefSeq and is a predicted model, not a curated record. NCBI's taxonomy places the organism in Eukaryota, Metazoa, Chordata, Actinopteri, Syngnathiformes, Syngnathidae. Gene Ontology annotation, molecular function: protein binding.